Messenger RNA from Coprinopsis cinerea okayama7#130, 2220 nucleotides. RefSeq names its product pre-mRNA-splicing factor CLF1. NCBI's taxonomy places the organism in Eukaryota, Fungi, Basidiomycota, Agaricomycetes, Agaricales, Psathyrellaceae. The coding region runs from base 1 to 2220 and encodes 739 amino acids. Gene Ontology annotation, molecular function: protein binding. Gene Ontology annotation, cellular component: precatalytic spliceosome; post-mRNA release spliceosomal complex; Prp19 complex. The transcript is spliced from 10 exons. Gene Ontology annotation, biological process: spliceosomal complex assembly; mRNA splicing, via spliceosome. The record is from RefSeq and is a predicted model, not a curated record.
AUGCAGGACGGUAGAGCACCAAGAAUCAAAAACCGGGCGCCGGCCGCCAUCCAGAUUACAGCGGAACAACUCUUGCGAGAGGCCCAAGAGCGACAAGAAACCGCAUUCCGAGCGCCAAAACAACGGGUUGAAGACUUUGAGGAACUCAGUGAAUAUCGCGGUCGAAAGCGAAAAGAGUUCGAGGAACGUAUACGACGGACUCGAGGAAGCAUAAAAGAAUGGCUUCAAUAUGCGAACUGGGAGGCCUCCCAAAACGAGUUCGCUCGUUCUCGUUCAGUAUUCGAACGUGCCCUCGACGUCGACCCACGGAGCAUUCAAUUAUGGCUCUCCUACACCGAGAUGGAGCUGAAGAACCGCAACGUCCAGCACGCCCGCAACCUCUUCGACCGCGCAGUGACCCUCCUCCCACGUGUCGACCAACUCUGGUACAAAUACGUCUACCUCGAGGAACUCCUCCAGAACAUCCCCGGCGCACGACAGGUGUUUGAGCGAUGGAUGCAGUGGGAACCCGAUGACAAGGCCUGGCAAGCGUACAUUAAGCUGGAGGAACGCUAUCAGGAAUACGACCGCGCCAGCGCCAUCUACGAACGCUGGAUCGCAGUCCGACCAGAACCGCGCGCCUGGGUCAAGUGGGCCAAGUUUGAGGAGGACAGAGGGAGGUUGGACAAGGCUCGCGAAGUAUUCCAAACAGCCUUGGAAUUCUUCGGCGACGAUGAGGAGCAGGUAGAGAAGGCGCAGGCCGUGUUCGGUGCAUUUGCAAGGAUGGAGACGCGACAGAAGGAAUACGACCGAGCACGCGUGAUCUACAAGUUCGCCCUCGACCGAAUCCCUCGAUCCAAAUCCGCGGGUCUUUACGCCAGUUACACCAAAUUCGAGAAACAGCACGGCACGAAAUCCACACUUGAAAACACAGUACUCGGCAAGCGGAGGAUACAGUACGAGGAGGAGUUGUCGCACGACGGUCGGAAUUACGAUGCCUGGUUCGACUAUACCCGCCUCGAGGAGGGUGCGUGGCGAGAUCUGAAAGACGAAGGUGCCACCGCAGAGGAGCUAGAAGCAGCUACUGGCCGAGUCCGUGAAGUCUACGAACGCGCCGUCGCACAGGUACCUCCGGGUGGAGAGAAACGCCAUUGGAGACGGUACAUCUUCCUCUGGCUCAACUAUGCUCUGUUCGAGGAGAUCGAGACCAAAGACUACCAACGAGCCCGGGAAAUCUACCAAACCGCCAUCAAAUUGGUACCCCACAAGCAGUUUACGUUCGCGAAGUUGUGGCUCAUGUAUGCCAAAUUCGAAGUUCGGCGUCUAGAGCUGCAAUCGGCUCGAAGAAUCCUUGGAACCGCCAUUGGCAUGUGUCCCAAGGAGGCUUUGUUCAAGGGUUACAUUGACCUGGAAAUCGAGCUCCGUGAAUUCGAUCGAGUCCGAACACUCUAUGAGAAAUACCUGGAGUUCGAUCCAAGCAACUCCCCUGCCUGGAUCAAGUACGCCGAACUCGAGGCACAACUACAGGACUUUGCCCGGUGCCGCGCCAUCUUCGAGUUGGGCGUCUCCCAAUCGCCACUCUCCAUGCCCGAAAUCCUCUGGAAAGCGUACAUCGAUUUCGAGAUCGAGGAAGGCGAGCGCGAAGCUGCACGGGCGUUGUACGAGCGACUUAUUGCACUCAGUGGGCAUGUCAAGGUCUGGAUCUCGUAUGCAACGUUCGAGGCGGAGCCCAUUCCUUUGCCGAGGGCUGAGAGGGAGGAAGAAGAAGACGAGGAAGAAGACGAGGAGGCUGAGAGGAAGAUGGUACCCGGCGAUCCUACUAUUGCUCGACAGGUGUUCGAGCGUGGUUAUAAGGACUUGAAGAGCAAGGGUCUCAAAGACGAGCGUGUUGCACUCUUGGAGGUCUGGAAGACGUUCGAGGAGAACUACGGAACAUCGGAGACGGUUAAUAAGGUCGAGGGCAUGAAGCCGGUGAUCACCAAGAGACGCCAUGUCGAUCCCGAAACUGGCGGUAUGGUCGAAGAUUGGGACUUGGUCUUCCCCGACGACGAAAAGGAGAAGAACCCGACAUCCUUCAAGUUCUUGCAAAUGGCGCACAAAUGGAAGCAGUCACAGGCUAGUAAGACUCAGACUCAGGCUUCUGAGAGCACCACUAGUAGUGCUCCUGAAACCUCUCGGUCAUCCAUGCAAGUCGAUCAAGACGAGGGGAGCGUCGCGAGCUCGGAUGAUGAAUCUUCAUAG